GACGCUGACAAACUAUCUCUGCUGCGAGCUGUAAACAGGGACGCAAGUUGUUUGGACACGUCGUGUCAAACAGUCUGUUGUAGCUGUUUAUCGAGAGUAACACAGCUCACUGUAAAGGGAAAAUGGAAGAAGACACACUAACGACGCUGAAAAUACUGAUAAUAGGAGAAAGUGGUGUUGGGAAGUCUAGCCUCCUCUUAAGAUUCACAGAUGACACCUUUGACCCAGAACAGGCAGCGACAAUAGGUGUUGACUUUAAAGUGAAGACCAUUUCUGUGGACGGUAACAAGGCAAAGUUGGCCAUAUGGGACACUGCAGGACAGGAGCGCUUCCGAACCCUGACGCCUAGUUACUACCGUGGUGCCCAGGGAGUCAUCUUGGUGUAUGAUGUCACACGGCGAGAAACAUUUACCAAGCUUGAUAACUGGCUCAAUGAGCUGGAGACGUACUGUACAAGGAACGACCUUGUGAAAAUGCUUGUUGGAAAUAAAAUUGAUAAGGAAAACCACGAGCUAGACAGGGCCGAAGGGCUGAAGUUUGCAAGAAAACAUUCCAUGCUUUUUAUAGAGGCGAGUGCUAAGACCAGGGAUGGUGUUCAGUGUGCAUUUGAGGAGCUGGUGGAGAAGAUCAUCCAGACUCCUGGUUUAUGGCAGAGCGAGAACCACGGCCGAGGAGUCCAGCUCACCGACGAGGACGCGGGAGGUGGAUCCUGCGGUGGCUACUGCUCCCUGGUCUAGACGACACGCACACAAAGUACACAAACAUGUUCACACACACACACACAUGUUCAAACACACGUGUGAAUACCUCACACAGUGUCACACACUCAAACACUAACAUAAACACACACACUUGAAAGAACUCCCCUCUUCCCACUGUGUGCUGUCCUGAGCUGAGCUCCCGACUCAGACAUGAAGGCAGUGGAGGUCUGACUGUGUCCCCUCCGCUGAGCUGUAAGGGUUGACCGUCCUACACACUCUACCUGUGUUCACACAGACACUACUUUUUUGCACACUUUCUAAUAGUAACGCUGCGCUAAAAUGCAAAUGCAGCUCAGCCUUCCUCUUAAUGGAAUUUGAGUGAGUUGACUCUCCUCUGUUUUGUUUUGAGUUACAGUUUUGUGCAGUUUUAAGGACCUUGGUCGAAAUACACUCUAUUUUCAGUUUCUCAUUGUGCUUUGGCAUUUAAUUUUUAACAGGACGGUUAAGUCCAAAGGUAUAAACCAAAGUUUGUCAGACAAAUGGAUAAGUCUCUGAAGCGUGAUCAUGAGAAUAGAAAAAAAACUUUUUUUGACCAAGGUUCUCCUCUUGUCUCCAGCAUGCUUUUGUUUCUAGGAGCAUCUCGCCUUAGCAAGCACAUCUGUAUCAGUGCAGGGCCGAUUUUCCUCCAGUGUUUAUCUUUCCUCAGCUCUGUCCUGUGCUUGAUCCUGAUUCCCCCCCCCCCC
Molecule: messenger RNA, 1444 nt
Organism: Seriola dumerili (greater amberjack)
Lineage: Eukaryota; Metazoa; Chordata; Actinopteri; Carangiformes; Carangidae
Gene: rab18a
Product: RAB18, member RAS oncogene family
Exons: 7
Coding region: 123-737 (204 amino acids)
Molecular function (GO): GTP binding; GTPase activity
Source: RefSeq, a predicted model, not a curated record